AUGACCCUCACACAGGUCUCUACGUGGUUUGCUAAUGCGCGCAGGAGGCUGAAAAAGGAGAACAAAGUGACGUGGUCUCCGCGGGCCUGCAAAGCUUCAGAGGACCGCGGCUGUGAGGAGGACAGCGACGAGGCCGAGAGACCUCCAGGGGACCAGGAACCUCCAGACCCGCGGCGUUCGGAGCUCCACAGCGACCUGGAGGACUUCGACCUCCUGGAGUCGGACGCCUCCGACAGCGAUCCGAAGCCCCCCAAAAACAACAUUAACAACAGAGGGAAACCCAAACCGGACCCCCCCCCCUCGGAGCCUCGGCCCCCCUCGGACUCCACAAAGCCCCGGAUCUGGUCCAUAGCCCAGGAGGCUGAAUUCCCCCCCUGUAUGAUGUCCCCCCCCCCCCGUACCCGCCCCGCCCGGGGCUCACCAGGCCGGACCGGGACCAGCAGGGGUCCCCGCAUGGAGCUCACCAGGCCGGACCAGGACCAGCAGGGGUCCCCGGUCAGCUCCCUCAGGGAGUGGGUGGACGGGGUUUUCUACGGACCCCCCUUCCAGCAGCCCAAACCCGCCCAGAUCUGGACACCCGACACCCGACAGGACGCCCGUGGAGGCCUUUGA
Molecule: messenger RNA, 612 nt
Organism: Menidia menidia (Atlantic silverside)
Lineage: Eukaryota; Metazoa; Chordata; Actinopteri; Atheriniformes; Atherinopsidae
Source: the annotation of a GenBank genome assembly